AUGCCUACCUCAGAGUCUCCAUACUUUUCCCUAAUUCUCUCCAUCUUAGUGAGCCUAUGUCUUGAACCUCGAAGUUCCUCAACCUCGUGUUCUACAAGUACCAUGCAACACCUAAGAAGUGCGACUACGGCAUUUAUCUCUUCUGGGGAGUCCUUUGCUCGAGAAUAUACAACCGCACUAGUCUUUGGUAGUACCGGAUUAGCCCUCGCUACGGCACCUAUCGCUGGCCCUGCAAUAUUAGGUGCUGCCGGUUUUGGCGCUACAGGGCCUGUUGCGGCUUCACUUGCUGCAGUAUGGCAAUCUUCAAUCGGAGCAGUUCAAGCUGGGAGUCUGUUUGCCACAUUACAAAGUGCCGCGAUGGGAGGUGCUGCUGCGGGAGGAUUCACAACAGCGUCGAAUAUUGGUAUCGCGAUGGUGGGAUCCGCGGCGAUCGGCACACAGUGGACUUAUAGCAAAGGAGUACCACGGAUGAGGCGUGAUAUCAAAAGUACUGAUGAAGCUGGAUACUGUGAUAGCGAUCAGCCAGAUGAUGAAUUUGACCACAAGGCAAGCAAUCCACAGCCUUGUGAUAAACAUGAUAGUUUGGUAAAGGAAUGGGCAAAAUUGCUUCAAAUAGACCCAUCUUGA
Messenger RNA from Aspergillus neoniger CBS 115656, 627 nucleotides. RefSeq names its product interferon alpha-inducible IFI6/IFI27 family protein. Gene Ontology annotation, cellular component: membrane. The transcript has 3 exons. The coding region runs from base 1 to 627 and encodes 208 amino acids. NCBI's taxonomy places the organism in Eukaryota, Fungi, Ascomycota, Eurotiomycetes, Eurotiales, Aspergillaceae. The record is from RefSeq and is a predicted model, not a curated record.